Molecule: messenger RNA, 1555 nt
Organism: Moneuplotes crassus
Lineage: Eukaryota; Ciliophora; Spirotrichea; Euplotida; Euplotidae
Source: the annotation of a GenBank genome assembly
CUUCUGAAUCAAGUCAGUCUGUCUCAAUCACAGUUAUUGUUUCAAUAAAAUAAGUCGUAAAGCUCUCAAGUGGAUUUUCUGAAUGUAAGAAUCGUAAAAUCUUCAUUCCCUGAAGAGUUUGCUCAAAAUGAGACAACAAAUCUCAAGAAAGGAGUCUAAAUGCUAAUUUUUAGCGAAGAAAAGAAGCUUUUAACUCAGGGAAUAAUUUCAGUUUAUUCUUUAGCAUUAAGAUGAUAAUCCUCUAAAGAAUAGGCCCGGUUGGAUCAGUAGAGACAAGAAUUUUCCAAUGGAAAGGAUUUUCACUAGAUUUCUGAAAAUAUAGCAAAAAUUAUAUCAGAUUGAAAAACUUAAUUAAAGGAAAAUUUUCGAUUGGUGAUAAGUUAUUCCUCUCAAUCCCUUUAUCUAUGAAAGUUCUUUAAUUUAAAGUUUAUUCAGGGCUUAAGUGCAAUUAAGAGGGGUUAUAGCCAUGCAUGCUUUAAGAAUUGAGACUGGUUAAACAGACCAAAACUAAAUAAUUCAUAAUCUCAUUAUGCUCGUAUUUUUCGUAAUUUUAAAUCCAUUAUUCGAAAUUUAUGUAAAAAGUGUGGCCUAACACAUUUUAACACAAUCCUUGACAACAAAAAUUAGAAGAAAACUUCUAUGGCAUGUUCAAAAAUUCAGAUAAGACCAUCAGCUCUUUGUUUGAUGGGUUAAGAUCAACCAAGAAUGUAGAGGCCAAUCACAGAAUGCUAUUGGAGGAAUAUCACUUUGAAUGAAAGUGCUUAGGAAGAGAUAAGCCAUGUUUAAUUUUCAACAACAAUUUUAAUGGAGUCAAUUAGCUCGAAGUGAAAGGAAUCGUUAGGUUUUAAGCUUUAUCUUGGCCAAGAGUCAUCUAAUUCAAACUUUUAGAUGCAAAGAGUCUUGGACUUGAGUUUAGAAGGUUAUCAUUAUGUGGGCUCUCUUAUGCAAGAGGCUCGAGGUGUGCCAAAAGUUGAUAGUAGCAAUAAAAUAUGACUAAAUCGAUACAAUUUGUGUAAAAAUAAGCCGCUAUAAACUCUAAAGUUCAAGAUAAUAGCUUUAAGUUUAUUUUCAUUUAAUAUGAAGGAAAUAAUAAUACAGAAACAAAGCUUAACUAAGCAAUGAAUCUUUUAUCGUUGGCAUUUCUAAAACAAUUUCAUCAUCCAUGAUGAAAUAAAUUGAAUAAUCUAUAAAGAUUUGUGUGAAAAAAUUAUCUACUUCUAAAAAGAGCAAAUAUCUAUUCUAGAAGAUGAACUUGAUAAUUUUAAUAAAUAUUUAAAGCCUCACAACCUCUCUCCUAACAAUUUUGAUUGAACAUUCAUAGCAUAGGCUUCCAUAAGCUACCUUUUUGCUAAACCUGAUAAAAAUAUUACAUAAAAUUCAACUAAAACUCAUCAAAAUCUACUUCUAAAAAAGCCCUAUCGCAUCUCCUUUCUCUUCGCUUGCCUCAAACCAUCUUUCCGCUCCUCUCACAUCUCUCCUAAUGCUCAAAACCCCUAAAUAAUCUUCCAUUAUCCAACUCUAAUCCCAAUAACUCACCACUUCAACCCUCACCAGC